Molecule: messenger RNA, 3516 nt
Organism: Sporisorium graminicola
Lineage: Eukaryota; Fungi; Basidiomycota; Ustilaginomycetes; Ustilaginales; Ustilaginaceae
Exons: 1
Coding region: 1-3516 (1171 amino acids)
Biological process (GO): rRNA acetylation involved in maturation of SSU-rRNA
Cellular component (GO): nucleolus; 90S preribosome
Molecular function (GO): tRNA binding; ATP binding; 18S rRNA cytidine N-acetyltransferase activity
Source: RefSeq, a predicted model, not a curated record
AUGAGGAAGCAGUUGGAUCCACGCAUCCCCACCCUCAUCCGCAACAAUGUGGCGCUCAACCAUCGGUCCUUCUUCGUGAUCGUCGGUGAUAAGGGCAAAGACCAGAUCGUCAAUCUCCACUUCUUGCUCUCUCAGUCCCGAGUUCAGUCCCGACCUAACGUGCUCUGGUGCUACAAGAAGGAUCUCGGCUUUACCACCCACCGCAAGAAGCGCGAGCAAAAGAUCAAGAAUGACAUCAAGCGUGGUGUCCGUGAAAAGGGCCAGGGCGACCCCUUCGAACUCUUUGUCAGCCUUACCGACAUUCGAUACUGCUACUACAAGGACACACCCAAGAUCCUCGGCCAGACGUACGGCAUGCUUAUCUUGCAAGACUUUGAGGCCGUCACGCCCAACAUGCUCGCACGAACCAUCGAGACCGUGGAAGGUGGCGGCGUCGUCAUCCUACUGCUCAAGACCAUGUCCAGCCUGCGACAGCUCUACUCUCUUGGCAUGGAUGUGCAUCGCAACUACAGAUCCAACGCCUCCGACGACGAUCCCGUCGCGCGUUUCAACGAACGCUUCCUUCUCUCUCUCGGUGCCAACCAGGACACAUUGCUGCUCGACGACGAGCUUAACGUGCUUCCACUUAGCAAGGGCAAAGAUAUCAAGCCCCUACCAGAGACCAGCACGGGCGCUGGCACAGGCGUAGGCUCCACAGUCCGCAAGGGCAAGGAGCGUGUCGAGGCGGAAGAGGAGCUCGCAGAGCUCAAGGAUCAGGUACGAGAAACAAAGGUCGUCGGCGAAGUGGUUCGACAUGCAAAGACGCUCGACCAAGCCAAAGCGGUCCUUACCAUCCUCGACAUCCUUUCGAGUUCGUCUCUCUCCACCACUGUCGCGCUCACUGCAGCUCGUGGCCGCGGAAAAUCCGCUGCUCUCGGUCUCUGCAUCGCCGCUGCCGUAGCACAUGGCUACAGCAACAUCUUUGUCACUUCGCCAAGUCCCGAAAACCUCAAGACGCUCUUCGAGUUCGUCUUCAAGGGUCUCGACGCACUCGGUUACGAGGAGGUCGCCGACUGGGAUCUGCAGAGAGGUACGGGAGAGUGGAAGGACGUUGUGGUGCGCGUCAACAUCUUCCGUGGUCAUCGUCAGACUAUCCAAUAUAUUCAGCCGCAAGAUCAUCAGGUGCUCGGUCAGGCCGAGCUCGUCGUCAUCGACGAAGCUGCCGCCAUCCCACUGCCGCUUGUGCGUAACCUUAUGGGUCCUUACCUGGUGUUUUUGUCUUCCACCAUCAACGGCUACGAGGGCACAGGGCGCAGUCUGUCGCUCAAGCUCAUCCAGCAGCUCCGCGACAGUGCCAGAGGUAUUGUGGAUGCUUCCAGCACGGACGAAGCUUCCGCCUCGUCCAGCAAAGCUUCGCGCAAGGAGGCCAAGGGCGGUCUCAACACGGGUCGUGCUGCCGGUGCUGCGCUCGCUACCAGAUCGCUCAAGGAAGUCGAGCUCAAGGAACCCAUCCGAUAUUCGCGCGGCGACAAGAUCGAGUCGUGGCUCCACCAGCUGCUCUGCCUCGAUGCAUCGCUCACUCGACUCUCAUCUGCGGCACUCAAAGCCAAGGGCUGCCCUCACCCGUCUUCCUGCGACCUUUAUAUGGUCAACCGCGAUGCGCUGUUCAGCUAUCAUCCUGCUUCCGAGAUGUUCUUGCAACGCAUGAUGGCGCUUUACGUGGCGAGUCACUACAAGAACUCGCCCAACGAUCUUCAGCUCAUGAGCGACGCUCCGGGCCACCGCCUCUUUGUCCUGCUGGCACCGCUCAAGGGCAACGAAGGCGGUCUCCCCGAACCUCUCUGCGUGGUUCAAGUCGCCUUGGAGGGCAACAUCAGUCGAGGUGCGGUGCUCAACAGUCUGAGCCGUGGCACGAGAGAAGCAGGCGAUCUCAUUCCUUGGCUUGUGGCUCAACAGUUCCAAGACGCCGACUUUGCCUCGCUCUCCGGUGCUCGCGUGGUGCGCAUUGCUGUUCAUCCCGACUACGCUCGCAUGGGAUACGGAGCGCGCGCUCUGCAAGCGCUCGAGGCGUUCUACAGCGGACAGUUGCUCGACGUCGACAACGUGCGAGAUGACCUCGACGAUGGCGAGACGUUUGCAGCUGUGCGCGACAAAAAGAUCUCCAAGGACGCUAGCCUGUUGCAGGGCGACGAGAUCCGGAUCCGCGAUGCGGCACGCAUGCCCGCUUUGCUGCAGAGGCUAUCGGAGCGUCGACCAGAACGGCUCGAUUGGCUUGGCGUGUCGUACGGCCUCACACCUCAGCUGUUCAAGUUUUGGAAAAAGGCCGGGUAUACACCGCUUUGGGUUCGACAGAUUCCCAACGACCUCACCGGCGAGUACACCACUGUCCAGCUCAAGUCGCUCGAUACAUCCACUUCGACCACAGGCUCGGCUUGGCUGGGCUCGCUCGCUGCCGACUUCCGCAAGCGUUUCAUCUCGCUGCUGUCGUACAAAUUCCGCGAGUUCUCCACCAUCACGGCGCUCACCGUGCUAGAGGCUGCAACACAGGGUGCUCGACUUGCCGAUGGCGACGACGACGUAUCAGUCCCUUCGUCUGCAUCAUCUCCGUUGGGUGCCACUGAAUUGCGCACGCUGCUGUCGCCCUUCGACAUGAAGCGUCUCGACUCGUACUCGAACAACAUGAUCGAGAUGUCGGUGGUGCUGGACCUACUUCCCACGCUGGGUGCGCUCUACUUCAACAAUAGGCUGCGGGCGGUGCGUGAAGACGAGGCGGCUGCGUCGGCGAUCGAUGCAGACGAGGAGGAGGAAGAGCUGCGUCUGUCCGGCUUGCAGUCUUCGCUGCUGUUGGCGAUCGGCCUGCAAAGGAAGACGCCGGAUGAGAUCAGCGCCGAGCUACGUCUGCCUCUUCAACAGGCCAUGGCGCUGUUUGUCAAGACGGUGCGUCUGCUCGUCAAGAGCAUCCGCAAAGUCGAGAAAAAGGACAUUGCUCAGUCGAUGCCCGAGCUCGGAUCCGGGUUCGACGCACGCGCUCCUCUGCGUAAGAAGGCAAAUGGCAGUGAUGCGGACGAAAAAGACGACUGGACCGCGCUAAAGGGCGAUCUGCAGUCCGAGUUGCGGGAUGCCGGACGCGAAUUUUUGGCCGGCAACAAGCAAGGAGAGGCGCGAGGCGAGCUGGACGACGAUGAAGAAGAUCUGGACGGCGACGAGGAAGAUGAUGAGGAAGAGUACGAGGAAGAGGAAGAAGAGAACGACGAGGAGCUUCUUGCAGCCAAGCAAAAGCUGAUUGACUCGAUGGAUCUGUCCAAAUAUGCGAUCAAGGAUGACGGAGCAGACGGCGCCAAUUGGAGUCAAGCGGAAGCCGAGGUGGCCAACAUGCUUCGCAAGAACGGUAGCGACGAUCUGAAGGGAUUCAACACCACCAUCUCGGUCCAAGGCACCAAGCGUGCGGCUGAUGAUAAGGCCGAGUCCAGUCCCAAGAAAGCGUCCGAGAAGAAAGGAGGAAAGAGCUCCAACUCCAAAAAGCAAAAGCGUCGUUGA